Messenger RNA from Carica papaya (papaya), 2351 nucleotides. Its product is annotated as boron transporter 1-like. Gene Ontology annotation, biological process: transmembrane transport; monoatomic ion homeostasis; monoatomic anion transport. Gene Ontology annotation, molecular function: solute:inorganic anion antiporter activity. Gene Ontology annotation, cellular component: plasma membrane. Lineage: Eukaryota; Viridiplantae; Streptophyta; Magnoliopsida; Brassicales; Caricaceae. The record is from RefSeq and is a predicted model, not a curated record.
UCUCCUCUGCCAACAUACUGAACAGAUACCGUCAUGGAAGAGACGUUUGUUCCUCUUCGUGGGAUAAAAAAUGACCUCAGAGAAAGGUUGAUGUGUUACAAGCAAGACUGGACUGGUGCUCUUGGAGCAGGAUUCAGGAUUUUUGCUCCUACAACUUACAUAUUUUUUGCUUCCGCGAUCCCCGUAAUUUCUUUUGGCGAACAAUUAGAGAGAAACACUGAUGGAGUUCUGACGGCUGUUCAAACCUUGGCGUCAACUGCACUCUGUGGGAUUAUACACUCCAUCAUUGGCGGUCAACCUUUACUGAUACUUGGCGUUGCAGAGCCAACUGUGAUUAUGUACACCUUUAUGUUUAACUUUGCCAAGGAAAGACCAGAGCUGGGUCGAAAUCUGUUUCUCGCAUGGACUGGAUGGGUAUGUGUCUGGACAGCGAUCCUGCUCUUCUUUAUGGCUAUCUUUGGAGCUUGUUCAAUUAUCAACAGGUUUACCCGUGUAGCUGGAGAAUUAUUCGGUCUGCUUAUAGCAAUGCUCUUCAUGCAGCAAGCCAUCAAAGGACUAGUAGAUGAAUUUCGUGUUCCAAAACGGGAAGAUCGAAACUCAACUGAAUUCAUACCCUCAUGGAGAUUUGCCAAUGGAAUGUUCGCUUUGGUUUUGUCAUUUGGUCUCCUUCUCACCGCAUUAAGAAGCCGAAAAGCAAGAUCAUGGCGAUAUGGGACCGGUUGGCUAAGAAGCUUCAUAGCAGACUACGGUGUGCCACUUAUGGUGCUGGUUUGGACAGGUGUGUCGUACAUCCCCUCCAGAAGCGUCCCAGAGGGUAUCCCACGUCGACUCUUUAGCCCUAAUCCAUGGUCUCCUGGAGCUUAUGCGAAUUGGACUGUCAUCGAGGACAUGGUCAACGUUCCAGUUGUGUACAUAAUUGGAGCUUUCAUUCCGGCAACCAUGAUUGCAGUGCUUUAUUAUUUUGAUCAUAGUGUAGCAUCACAGCUUGCACAGCAGAAAGAAUUCAAUUUGAGAAAACCAUCUUCCUACCACUACGACUUGCUUCUUUUGGGAUUUCUGACUUUAUUAUGUGGGCUUAUUGGAGUCCCUCCAUCAAACGGAGUCAUCCCACAAUCUCCAAUGCAUACCAAGAGUCUGGCUACUCUUAAAUAUCAGUUGCUUCGAAACCGUCUUGUGGCAACAGCACGCAGUAGCAUGAGAAAGAAUGCUAGCUUGGGACAGUUGUAUGGAAAUAUGCAGGAAGCAUAUAGACAAAUGCAGACCCCUUUGACAUACCAGGAGCCUUCUGCUCGAGGACUAAACGAAUUGAAAGAAUCAACAAUUCAAGCAGCUACAUCAACAGGCAAUCUUGAUGCUCCCAUCGAUGAGACUUUGUUUGAUAUUGAGAAGGAGAUCGAUGAUCUACUGCCUGUCGAAGUAAAAGAACAGCGUCUUAGCAACCUACUUCAGGCUGCAAUGGUGGGAGGAUGUGUUGCAGCUAUGCCUUUCCUCAAAAUGAUUCCUACUUCAGUUCUUUGGGGUUACUUCGCCUUCAUGGCCAUUGAAAGUUUACCCGGUAACCAGUUCUGGGAAAGGAUACUACUGCUCUUCACAGCCCCAAGCAGAAGAUACAAGGUUCUUGAGGACUACCAUGCCACUUUUGUUGAAACCGUGCCCUUCAAGUCAAUUGCUGUAUUCACCAUUUUCCAGACCAUUUACUUGCUGAUAUGUUUCGGACUUACAUGGAUUCCGAUAGCCGGUGUGAUGUUUCCGUUGAUGAUCAUGCUCUUGGUUCCUGUAAGACAAUAUAUACUACCCAAGUUCUUCAAAGGGGCACACCUGCAAGACUUGGAUGCAGCAGAGUAUGAGGAGGCACCGGCUUUGCCAUUCAAUCUUGCAACUGAGAUGGAGCUGGGUGCUGGAGCAGCUUCUGCAGGUGAUGGAGAGAUAUUAGAUGAGGUUAUUACGCGAAGCCGUGGCGAGUUUAGGCAUAGCUUUAGUCCUAAGAUCACCAGCUCAACCUCAACACCCGCAAGCGAACUCAAGCCCUUCCAAAGCUCCCCAGGCAGCGCCUUGUACAGUCCUCGAGUACGUGAACUUAGAAGAGGAAGAAGUUCAGGUGGAGGAAACCCUCAAAGUCCAAACAAUGAUGAAUCAAAGCCAUCAAGUCUGGGAAAAAGCCCUCUUAACUCUGCAUUAAAUUAAACUAGCUAGCUGAAGAACCAGUUUCAUCAACGUAGCUGUAAAUACUGGCUUCUACUCUCUAAUUAUUAGUUGUUUCCAUUGAAGUGUGUUGAUUUUGUUUGGGAUAAUUAUUGUAAAAUUUUCUGGUCUUUAUUAUUAUAAAAUCUACUGCCUAAAAGUUGCAAGAA